This is a messenger RNA of Trichoderma breve, 3465 nucleotides long. Its product is annotated as nucleoporin domain-containing protein. The record is from RefSeq and is a predicted model, not a curated record. Gene Ontology annotation, molecular function: structural constituent of nuclear pore. Gene Ontology annotation, cellular component: nuclear pore. The transcript is spliced from 3 exons. NCBI's taxonomy places the organism in Eukaryota, Fungi, Ascomycota, Sordariomycetes, Hypocreales, Hypocreaceae. The coding region runs from base 1 to 3465 and encodes 1154 amino acids.
AUGGAUUCGGGUGAGAUUCAGUAUCUCUUCAAAGAGACCCGCUUGAACCUCGAACCUCCCUCCCCGUCCUCUGUCGUGACCAUUCGAGUGCCGUCCGGCUCUGGCAGCAGAGGCCGCCCCAAGCUGUCGUACGAUGCCGAGGACGAGACGACUUUCCGACUGAAGAAUUUGGCGACGGCGGCGUCGAUAUACCGUCGGAAAUGGCACGAUUCGCCGAAGAAUUUCCUGUGGAGGGUGCUGGAGGAGGGUACGCUGCUGAGCAUCCGGGCCGUGGACGUUAGCAAGAAGGACAAGGCGGCUGAUGCGUCUCUGAUUAUCAACUUUCAUUUCACGGUGCCGAUUCAGACAGGUUGCGUUGUGUUUUCGGAUCCGGAAGAGCACGAUGCGUUGUGUGUGCAUGUGCUGGACCAGGCCUGCUACCUAUACACGUUUACUCUGCGACCGGAUCUUUUCAAGAGGAGAGGCGCCGUGGAUGCUGGAUUGCCUGAUAUCUGCAAGGUGCAGUCUCCGGCUGGCCUCAGCUUCAAGUAUCCUCACCGAAUGGUGGCUGUGUCGGCGAAUACGCUUCUUGUUACGGUCAACGAUGGCGGCAUGAUUCGGUUUGACAAGCAAAAGGGAGAUGACGCAUCUACUACGCUAUGGAAAGAAUCCUUCUUCAAUGUCCAAGGAUGGGCACAGAAUCUACGAAGUCUCUUGCCGUUCCAGGGCAAGAAUACGAUCAAGUACGGAAAAGCCAACAUGGAAUACAGCACUGCGACAUCCAUUGAGAUUACCGACUUUGGGCUCGAGAACUGUCUGUUUGCCGUCACCGUUUGCCUCGACCACCGUAUCCGUGUCUGGAAUGCCAAUGACGGCCAGAUUCUGCAGACAAUCGACAUGUUGAACGUUGAGAGGGCUCCCCAAGAUAUCGGCAAGUGGCAAAUCGAUCCAGCACAAUUCAAUCUUACCCGGGUUGUUGGCCAAACUCGGGGCCAGAGAAUCUGUGCUACUUAUUCUCCUAUUGGUCCUGGAGAGUUCAAGAUCUGGAAGAUGGUUGCCAAGGAUGCUCAUCACGUGGUCAUUGAAGAACUCUUUUCUAAAUGCACAUUAAUCCCAAUCACUCCAUCAUCUUCAGAUAUUUGGACGCUCGCAGAUUUCGCGUUGACUUCAACAGAGAAAGGCAAUAGCCUAUGGACGUUAUGGAAAAACAACAUGACGUACCGGGUGCAGCGUCUGGUGCUGGAUCCAGAGAAUAUGGCGCAGUCAUGGGAGGAUAGCUGGGACGGUGUGUAUUUCGAGCCACGAAGUCUCGAUGUACAAACCUCUGGCCCCUGUGACCCUACCGAUGUCACGGAGAAAUGGCUACAGAUGAUUUUGCAACCGGGGAGAUUCACCAAGGCGACGUUGGAAGCGGCGCUGGCCAUAUAUGAGCGCGGAUUAGGUGCUCCAAAGGAGAAUAACAAGGGUCGCCCAUUGGCCGAGUCCAUCUGCUCAGUCUUGGGCUCAACUGCCUCUCUGGAUCGCGCGUCAUCGGGCGAGAUGGAUUAUGAACAGUUCCGAUCGUCAAGCGAGACACAGUGGAGGAGAUUCUACCGGUUGCUGAACGAGCUUGAUAAACAGCGAGGGGAAGCCAUCGGCAUGGUAUUUGACGCCGAUGCCGACAUGGUUUGGGUGGUUUGUGCGGAUCUCAUCUCUUCCGUUCGAGAAUGCAGUCAUUUGGAGCGAGUCUACCACAACUUACCUACGCCGGAUCAAGGGUCUGUGCCACAAGCAGCUCUAAUCGGCGCCGGACUGACGCUUGUGGAAGGGUUCCCGGAUAGUCUGAUGCAACUUUGCAAUGCUGCAUUACGGCCUGAGCUGUUUGGAGAGUCUACUAAGACAGACCUCGAGCGGAUACAAUAUUUCUCAGACAAAGCUGGCUUUUGGAGAGGCAUAACAGAUGAGGAUGCUCAGCAGGUAGUUGAUACGCUGGACACCAAUUUUGCAGCUGUGACAAAUGAUCUCUACCGAAAAGUACUGGGUCUCCUCGUCACCCCGCUAGAUGAUAAGACCCGAAACCCUAACCACCCCCUGACGGAGUUUGGUAGGAAGCUUGUCAUGACGGCGGCCCAAGAGAACAUAUCUCUCCAGUGGAAAGUAUGCUUCAGUCAGCUCAUCCUCCUAGUCCACAUGGAGUUUGAGUUUGACAAUGAAGAAGACGCCCUCCACCACAGGAUAGACGUCGGAACCGUCUUCCGGCAGCUCAUUGCGACAUUGAGGAGGCUGGAGCUUCUCAAGUGGCUAUCACAGACCGAACUGGCCAUUCCGCUACCUGAGCACAGCUUAUCCUCUCUGACAAAGAGGGGAGAAGACGUCCAAGUGGUGACUGCCUUGGAGGCCAAUGUAGGCCAUUUACUGGGCUUGCAGGGGCUGGCGGACGAACCACUUGCCAUUAGCAUCACUGAUCUCGUUACCAAUCUCUGCUCUCCUAAUGGAGAUAUCGAGGUAUCCCCAUCACUCAUCCAGUGUUCCCUCAUCAAGCGUGACAGAGCAGAUCUGGCACUGGAUCUUGAGCCCUUUUGCGACCAAAAUCCCUUUUCGAUCUACAUUCACGGCAGGGUUUUGCUGGCGCUGAAGGACUAUGAGUCGGCAUCUAUCAACUUCAAGAAGGCAGCUGUCGGAAUGGGAAGCGAAACAGUUGAGCUUGAGCGCCAUAGCAGUGGUCUGCUUGACGAUACAGAGUGGAAUCUGUUAAACAGCGGAAUGGCUCAGUACUACUCACACAUUGUCGCCCUGUUUGAAAAGCAGAGAGCGUACUCAUAUGUGGUUGAGUUUGCUCGGCUAUCUGUCCAGUUCACUGGGUCCAAGCCGGAGAAUGCUAGCAUUAAGACUGACAUGCUGAGCCGCCUUUUCAACGCGGCGCUGGCCACAUCCCAGUUCGAGCUGGCCCACACAACACUGCUGUCGAUGAAGGAUGAAGCCUUGAGGCAUUACAACCUGCGGAAACUCGUGGAUAAGAUGUGCGAGACGUAUCACAACUCUGAGCUAGUGACAUUACCUUUCCCUGGAAUGCAGCAGGAGGUCGAUGACAUCCUCGCGCUAAGAUGCAAGACCAUCAUGGACGUCAUGCAUGCGUUCCCAUACCACCAGGUCCUGUACUCGUGGAGGAUCAAGCACAACAACUACCGGGGCGCGGCGUCCGUCAUCCUCGACAAGAUCCAAAAGCUGAGACUGGCUGGGGAGGGAGAUCAGAUUACGGGAGAAGACGUGCUCGACACGCCCGUCACGAAGCAGUACCUGCUGCUCAUCAACGCGCUCAGCUGUGUGGAUGCCAAGCAGGCGUGGAUCUUCGAUGAAGGUGUUCCUGAGGGGGAGAAGGAGGCGAAGAGAAAGGUUGUUACGCUGGCGGAUAUCAGGAAGCAGUACCAGGAUGAGCUGGAUCGGAUUGCCGCGAUCCAGAAUAAUCAGUUUGGAUUCGAGGCGGGCGAUAUAAUGGAUAUUGCGUGA